AUGCUUGAUAUCGCUGAUUUCGUCAGUGACCGCGGUGGAAACCCAAACAAGGUCAAGGAGAGUCAGCGGAAACGAUUCGCUUCAGAAAAUGUAGUCGAUGAAGUUCUUGCACUAUAUGAAGGAGCCCGCCGAGGUAUGUUUUUCGAAGAUAUCAUUACCUCGCCGAAGAAGAACAAGGAAGAUGCAAGUUCCCUUCUCGAAGAGAAAGCUGUGCUUGAACGACGCAAGAAAGAAGCCGAAGACCUGGCCUUUGAAAAGGAAAGGCAAAGAGACAGCAAACUCCGAACAAUUGGUAAUUAUGUGCAUGACUCGGUCCCUGUGAGCAAUAACGAAGUAGGUCUCUACCACCUAUUAAAAGUUUCGUUUGGCAAAGAGGCUGACAUGAGUUAUAAGGACGACAAUGUAGUGGUUAAGACAUGGGUACCCGAGAAUGUCAUUGUCGAGAAGCGCGAUUGCCUUUCUCAUCAUGAAGUUCUCACUCGCCUUGACGGCUACGACCCCGAACGUGGUGUAAAGAUUGUCGGCCACCGUGGAUACUGCCUGACAGGGUAUGGACUUUUCUUAAAUCUUGCGUUGAUCAACUACGGCCUGGAAUUCCUUUGGGGAAAGGGUUACAAGCCGAACCAGCCGCCUCAAUUCAUGCUGAAGGACAUGAUGGCAAAAACAGCUCAGCUUGAGCAAUUUGACGAGGAAUUGUAUAAGGUAACAGAAAGUGAGGACAAAUCCACAGACAAAUACCUCAUCGCCACUUCAGAACAGCCUUUAUCGGCUUUGCAUGACGGUGAAUGGCUCCAGGACAAGGAUCUCCCAAUCAAGUAUGCUGGGUAUAGCACAUGCUACCGCAAAGAAGCAGGAGCUCAUGGUAAAGACGCUUGGGGUAUUUUCCGCGUCCAUCAGUUUGAGAAGAUCGAGCAAUUCGUCCUUACCAAACCUGAACAAUCAUGGGAAGCUUUCGAGGAGAUGAUGGCUACUUCGGAAGAGUUCUACAAGUCUCUUGGGCUUCCUUAUCAGAUAGUUGCCAUUGUGUCCGGAGCCUUGAACAAUGCGGCGUCUAAGAAAUAUGACCUCGAAGCCUGAUUAUCAAGCCCGGCUUUGGAAAUUCGGUAUGGCACUAAGAAAGCGACAGAUGUUAAGAAGUCGUAUGUUCAUGCUUUGAAUGCCACCCUGUGUGCUACUGAGCGGACGCUUUGCUGUAUUCUUGAGAAUUAUCAAAAGGAGGAUGGAUUUAUUGUGCCAGAGCCUCUUCGGAAAUACAUACCAGGUGCUCCAGAGUUUCUCCCCUAUACCAAGGAACUCGCGAAGGAUAGCACCUCCCAGAAAGCUAAGAGCAAGCAGAGUUCUAAGACAGCAAGUGGUGCGGAAGAAGCCACAAAGAAGAUACGGGAUUUACAGGUGUGA
Messenger RNA from Aspergillus bombycis, 1398 nucleotides. RefSeq names its product serine--tRNA ligase SES1. Gene Ontology annotation, molecular function: ATP binding; serine-tRNA ligase activity; tRNA binding. The record is from RefSeq and is a predicted model, not a curated record. Gene Ontology annotation, biological process: seryl-tRNA aminoacylation. The coding region runs from base 1 to 1077 and encodes 358 amino acids. Gene Ontology annotation, cellular component: cytosol. NCBI's taxonomy places the organism in Eukaryota, Fungi, Ascomycota, Eurotiomycetes, Eurotiales, Aspergillaceae. The transcript has 6 exons.